This is a messenger RNA of Staurois parvus, 390 nucleotides long. NCBI's taxonomy places the organism in Eukaryota, Metazoa, Chordata, Amphibia, Anura, Ranidae. The record is from the annotation of a GenBank genome assembly.
AGCCGAAGAUGUCGGCUUGGUCAUGUGAUCAGCUGUGUCCAAUCACAGCUGAUCACAUCAGCGCCACCUGUCAGUGUCCAUCAGUGCCAGCUCUGUGCUCAUCCAUACCACCUGCCAGUGCCCAUCAGUGCCACAUCAGUGCCACAUUUCAGUGCCCAUCAGUGCCACAUCAAUGCCACAUAUCAGUGCCCAUCUGAGCUGCAUUUCAGUGUCACCCAUCAGUGCCAGUCAGUGCCACCUAUCAGUGCUGCCUAUCAGUGCCAGUCAGUGCCGCCUAUCAGUGCAAGUCAGUGCCGCCUAUCAGUGUGCAUCAGUGCCGCCUAUCAGUGCCUGUCAGUGCUGCCUAUCAGUGCCGCCUAACAGUGCCAGUAAGUGCCACCUAACAGUGCC